This is a messenger RNA of Daucus carota subsp. sativus, 1375 nucleotides long. RefSeq lists its product as uncharacterized. Bases 28 to 1131 code for a protein of 367 amino acids. The record is from RefSeq and is a predicted model, not a curated record. NCBI's taxonomy places the organism in Eukaryota, Viridiplantae, Streptophyta, Magnoliopsida, Apiales, Apiaceae. Gene Ontology annotation, biological process: protein methylation. Gene Ontology annotation, molecular function: protein methyltransferase activity; nucleic acid binding. The transcript has 3 exons.
GCCAGUGUUUGAAAUCAAAAAGUGGAGAUGAAGCUGAGCUUCGCUCCGUCAUCAUUCGCUUCCAUAAUCACUCCAAUCUUCACCCAAUCCAAAAUCCACACCCGACCCAUUUCAUAUUCCUCCAUUUCAACCCGACCCACUUCGCUUAAACCCAAAACCCCUUUGUUUUUAAGGCCCCCCACCUACUCAACUACCGUUUCUGAGCUUCAAAAAUGGCACAACUGGGCUCAAACCCUAGCCUCUUCAGUGGGAUCCACUUUCUUGGAAUCUGACAAUGGACCCACCUCAGAAAACUUGAAAAGAGAGGUUGUUUGGCUGUUAGAAGACGUUCUUGAAAACCCCAAAUCGAAUUUGAUUGAUAAUUGUGGUUUUAAUGAUGGGGGUGAUUUUGUGAAAUUGAGGGUUGAAUUGGGUGAUUUGUAUGUUUUGUGGAAGCAGAGAGUUGAGGAGAGAAGGCCAUUUCAGUAUGUGGUUGGGUGUGAGCAUUGGAGGGACUUGGUGUUGAGUGUGGAAGAAGGGGUUUUGAUUCCGAGGCCCGAGACGGAGAAGAUUGUUGAUUUGGUGAGUGAUAUCAUUGAGGGGAAUGAGAUGUUGAAGGAGGGAUUGUGGGCUGAUUUAGGGACCGGGAGUGGAGCUCUUGCUAUCGGGAUUGGGAGGGUUUUAGGGAGUAAUGGGAGGGUUAUUGCUAGUGAUUUGAGUGACAUUGCGGUUCGAGUUGCUUCUUUUAAUGUGCAGAGGUAUAAUUUGCAGGAUAAAAUUGUAAUAAGGCAAGGUUCAUGGUUCGAGCCUCUCAAGGAGGCUGAAGGGGAACUUGCCGGCCUUGUAAGUAAUCCACCAUACAUCCCGAGCGGGCACAUCAGUGGGCUACAAGCUGAGGUUGCAAAAUAUGAACCAAGACUUGCGCUUGAUGGCGGUGAGGAUGGGAUGGGUGACCUGCUCCAGCUUUGCACUGGAGCUGCUUCCAUGUUAAGACCUGGUGGAUAUUUUGCAUUUGAGACAAACGGAGAAGAUCAGUGCAAAUUUCUUUUGAAUCACAUGGAAACCAAAACUAAAGGUGUAUUCUAUGACCUAAAGAUUGUUUCUGAUUUUGCGGGUAUACAACGAUUUGUUACUGGAUUUAAAGUGAAGUAGUCAGCAUCCUCUCCGCAGAAUGAGUGUGGCCAUUUUUGUAGAGAUCAACUGCUUAUAAUAUUAUAUAGAGAAUUUAUUUGAGGACACUUGCCAUAUUGAUAGUUAUGCCUCAAAUGUUUAGGUUUUUUGUGUAACUGAGCAAUGCAAUCAUAUUACCGAGUCCCUGUGGGUUCUUGGCACUGUAGCAAGUUGUUAUACAAGCCAAUAGUAAAGUUGCCGGUCAUGGUUUAUCUUUCUUAUCUGA